Messenger RNA from Jaminaea rosea, 2543 nucleotides. RefSeq lists its product as hypothetical. The record is from RefSeq and is a predicted model, not a curated record. Gene Ontology annotation, molecular function: aldose reductase (NADPH) activity. Gene Ontology annotation, cellular component: cytosol. Bases 204 to 2330 code for a protein of 708 amino acids. Lineage: Eukaryota; Fungi; Basidiomycota; Exobasidiomycetes; Microstromatales. The transcript is spliced from 4 exons.
GCUCGCAGCAUCUGUCGGAUCCAACCACCACGUCGCCGUCGCCUUCAUCGCCGUUGCCGCCGACUCUCGACUUGCUUUGCAUUGCAGAAGCAGUCACACACACCCUCACGCUCUCAAGCUCGCGCCGGUGCCCUGUCCAGGUCCACCGCCUUCUUAACCGUCCGUCGCAGUAGCCUUUCAGAUACAACACUAGCACGCCCAGCAUGCAUACCUCUGCUGCCCUUCGUAGGGCGGCGGCCUCGUCGAGCUUCACGCUGGCCUCGGGCGCCAAGGUUCCCAAGCUGGGCUUUGGCACCUGGAAGCUCAAGCCUGAAGAGGCAGGGCCUGCCGUAUCGCAGGCCCUCAAGGCGGGCUUCCGUCACAUUGACUCGGCGUGGACUUACAAGAACGAACAAGCCACCGGAGAGGCUAUUCGCAAGUCCGGCAUCGACCGCAAAGAUUUGUGGAUCACCUCGAAGCUGUGGAACUCGUUCCAUGGCGACAACGUCGAAAUGGGCGUCGACGCUAGCCUGCGAGACCUUGGCGUAGACUAUCUCGACCUCUAUCUCAUGCACUGGCCGGUAGCAUUCCGCAACCCAAAGAACUCGGAGCUCUCUGCUCUCAAGUCUCAGGAUGGCCGCCCGAUCGAGAACCACAUUCUUUCAGAGGACCUUGCAGUCACAUGGAGGAAUCUCGAGGCGAUGGUGAAGAAGGGCAAGAUCCGCAACAUCGGAAUCAGCAACUUCAACAUUCGUCGCACAGACUACCUCCUUGAGCAGGCCGAGAUCCAGCCUCAGGUUAACCAGGUCGAGGUCAACUGGGGUGUGCCCAACGAUGAGCUUCUCCACUACUGCCAAGCCCACCAGGUCCAGGUGCAGGCCUACAGCCCCCUGGGCAGCAGCGACUACGCCGAGGAAUACGCGCAAAACCCGAUCAUCGCAGACGUCGCCAAGCGCAACAACAUCACACCAGCGCAAGCGCAGCUCGCAUGGCACAUGGCUCGUGGCAUUCAGCCCAUUACCCGAUCUGUCCGAAUGGAGCGCCUCCAAGAAGCAAUCGCAGCCACCCAGAUCGACCUGCCCUGGUCAGAUGUCCAGCACCUCACCCGUGAGGCUGAGAACAAGCCGAUCCAGCGCGUUGUAGACCCGACCGAGGCAUGGAACGUCAAGGAGGACAUCUUCGAGGAUGGCGUUGACCAGACCCGCCUCAUGAACCUCAAGGGAGGCAGCAUCGAGGUGCCCUUCCCGCAUGACUCCCAGGAUGCUCCUCAGGCCGCACACAGCGGCAGCAGCCACUACCUCGAGCCCCGCAACGAUCCCUUCACCGAGAACAAGCCGACUGAGGCUGUCGCUCGGUUCCACACCAUCGCUGGUGCCGGCGCUCGCAAGAACGCUACCCGCGGAUCCACCGUCGUCCAGCAGCUCAUGUCAAGGCGCGCUUUCUCAUCAUCACGCCGCUCGGCCGCCCCCGCUCCAUCGACACCCUCGACCUUCCUCGCCACCACCUCUAAGCAAGCCCUUGCCACCCCGGGACUCGUAUGGACGGACGGGCAAACAAACGCACCGCGCGAGACGCGCAAGAUGAACAUGUGCACGGUACGUGGCCACCGUUUCGCUUCGUCCAUUGCGAGCUCGAGCCCGAACCAUAUGUCUACCGUACCUCCGCCGACGCCCUCGACGCCGUCAUCGUCGAGGAGCAACCGAAAGUAUCCGGCGCGAAAGGCGUUCCUUCAUGCACAGUACCUUAGGCUGCUGCAGAAGUCGCAGUUCGUCCUCUUCCUUCAGCCGAACAAUCUCUCGGUCGCAGAGGCUACAAAGCUGAGGGCAGACCUCGCUGCUGUACCUCUCCCCGAGGGCGUUGACGCCUCGGAGCAGGCGCGCCUGACGGUCACGCGUACCGGCGUCCUGCGUCCUGCGCUGCGCGACGUAGUCCGUGCGGACAGCAAAGCCUCGUUGGCAACGCUGGAGAGCAUCCUCUCUGGACCUCUAGCGAUGUUGACGAGCCCUUCGCUGUCGCCAGACUACGUCAGCAAGCUCCUAGGCGUCAUCGACCGAGCCAUGGGCAACGUUGUGAAGCGAGGUGCUGCAACGCCGGCAGUCAAUCCGCGCUUGGUGCCUCUGGCUGCUAUUGUCGAGGGUCACCGCCUCGUCGACAUUCCCGGCCUGAGGGAAGUGGGCAAGCUGCCGGAUCUGCAGACGCUGCGCGCGCAGAUUGUCGGUCUGCUCAGCCAGCCCGCGGGCCAGAUUGCCUCUAUCCUUUCGAUGGCAUCUGGGGCUCAGCUUGCCCUCACCCUCGAGGGAAGGAAGAGGCAGCUCGAGGAGAAGGAGCCAAAAGAGCAGCAGCAGCAAUAGAGGUGCGGGCACGGCGGUCGACAAGCUCUUCGUGCUUGAUUGUCCCCGUCUCCUCCCUUCAUGCUCGCUCAUUUGCCUGGCGUUCUCCCGGCUCGCCCUCGCCAGCCUUCUCUCCACCAAUAGAAUGUACCAACAACCCCCUCCCGUUCGUGGCUCUGUAAUGAUUCGUGCUCCUGGGUUCCCGCAAUGUCUAGAUCCACCCUUCAUCUCUUG